UAGAACUACGUCGAAGAUACGUUCGCCAGUUCGCUUGCACCAGCCAUCCAACCAGUCUCCCUAGCCAAGCCAGUGUUUACUAGCGAGGAAGGUAAACAGCUGUUGUUUGGGUGUAAACCGACUCCGUACGAGCGUUGCGUUGAAAUAUCACGUAGAGGACGAAGUGUAAAAAAAAGCGUGUUUCACAGUUCGGUUUUGCUCUCGCGAGCUUGGUGUUUUUAUUAAUUUUUUGGAAUAAAGCUAUAUAUUUAGCGAGGCGAAAACGCCUAAUAUGCGUGCAAACUGAAUUCACACAGAUCCUAUUGUGAUUCGCGGGCAUCUAAGUUGGAACACAAAGUCAAUAUGGUUAGAAGGUCGGAUGGCACCGACUCCCCGCUGCUGGAAGACCACGACGACGCCUCCAGCCCCGCCGACAAGACCAAGCAGCCGCUCGCCAAGUACGGCGAGCUCGUCAUCCUGGGGUACAAUGGCUUCCUGCCGCCCGGAGACCGCGGCCGCAAGAGGAGCAAGUUCGUGCUGCACAAGCGGCCCGUCGCGAACGGCGUCAAGCCGUCCAAGCGAUACGUGGUGGAGCAGCCGCACUCCUCUCAGGCCAUACUGGACUCGAAGCAGCACUCCAUCUCGUACACGCUGACAAGAAACCAGGCCAUUAUCGUCGAGUACCAGAAGGACGAGAACACUGACAUGUUCCAGAUCGGCCGCUCGUCCGACUCCCCCAUCGACUUCGUGGUGAUGGACACGAUCCCCGGCGACAAGACGAAGGAGAGCAAGGUGCUGCAGAGCACCAUCUCGAGGUUCGCGUGCCGCAUCAUCGCCGACCGCAAGAACCCGCGCGUGGCGCGCAUCUACGCCGCGGGCUUCGACAACGCCUGCAACAUCUUCCUGGGGGAGAAGGCGACCAAGUGGCAGGAGCUGCGCGAGGUGGACGGCCUCACGACGAACGGGGUGCUCAUCCUGCACCCCAAGGGCUCGUUCGUGGGCGGCGAGGCCAAGCCGGGCCUGUGGCGCGAGGUGUCUGUCGGCGGCGGCGUGUUCACGCUGCGCGAGUCGCGCUCCGCCCAGCAGAAGGGCAACGUGGUGGAGGACGAGACGAACGUGUUGCAGGACGGUACCCUCGUCGACCUGUGCGGCGCGACGCUGCUGUGGCGGUCCGCCGAGGGACUCGCCAAGUCGCCGACGAAGCAGCAGCUGGAGCGGCUGGUGGACGAGCUGAACGCCGGCCGGCCGCAGUGCCCCGUGGGGCUCAACACGCUGGUCAUCCCGCGCAAGAUCACCAUGAAUGGCCAGCAGCAGCCGUACGUGUACCUGACGUGUGGGCACGUGCAGGGCCACCACAACUGGGGCCGCGAGUCGGGCGCCCGCAAGUGCCCCCUCUGCAGCGAGAUUGGUCCUGUGGUGAGCGUCUGCAUGGGGAUUGAGCCUGCGUUCUACGUUGAUGCGGGCCCUCCAACAUUCGCAUUCAACCCGUGUGGACACAUGGCUUCGGAGAAAACUGUCAAGUACUGGUCCAACGUGCCGAUCCCGCACGGAACCAACGGGUUUGAUGCCGUGUGCCCGUUCUGUGCCACGCCCCUGGAGGGGUCCCCUGGCUACGUGCGCCUCAUCUUCCAGGACAACGUGGACUGAGCACCCGUGCGCACGUGUACAUAUUCUGUACAGUUUUAUAUACAACCACUGGCGAGAUGUGUCGUGUCGUGUCGUGUCGUGUCAUUCCCUGUUUGAAGUGCAGCCGUGGCCCCAUCAAGAUCUCAUUUCAUUUUUACCUUCAUUGCUGAUCAAAGAAUUCUGCACCUCAUGUUUAAUAUUUAUUUUGCGAGUGGCUUUGUACAGACGACACUUAUAAGUAUGUAUUGUAUUUCAAAGUUUUGAAUUCGUUGAGGUGUAUAUUUUAGUGCUGCUUUUAAUUUGAAAUGCCGUAAAAGAGAAACUAUAAAUUGUGAGUGUAAAGUGAAGUUAAGGUAGUUUCCUGGUAAGGUAGCACGUGCAGAACGGCACUGCAGUAGAACUGUGCGUGAUUGCAGCAGAGUAGGCAUGCUAUCUCGAAAAAAACUUUCAUAGUGGACCUAGUAUGAAUGUUGGUGCGAUGUAGGUUUAUUUUUGAAGUGAUGAAAACGCUUGGGGAAAGCGUAGUAUUGAAAAAAACAAAGACUGUAAUAUGAAUGAUUUUGAUUAAUGUUUUUGAUGAAAUGCUCCAUGUAACAGUUUACAAAUCUAUGAAACUUACAGGAAGUUAUGUAAAUUUCUUCUGUGUGAGGCCAGCUGGAAUUUUGAUGUUUAUUUUAUGUGAGAUUACAUUUAAUAAUUUGUUUCAAAGUGUACCUAAGUUUAAUUUUAUUGUGUAAAAAACUUUUGCUGUAUUAAAAUAGUUUUUUUUAUUUGAAAGUGUAAAUAGAGUAAUGGAUACCAAAUAUAUCAUUCUUCAAGAUGGUCAACAGCAGGUAAAAAUAAAUAGAUUAUUCAUAAAAA
Bacillus rossius redtenbacheri is the source of this 2466-nucleotide messenger RNA. It is a transcript of the gene Pli, whose product is annotated as protein pellino. Lineage: Eukaryota; Metazoa; Arthropoda; Insecta; Phasmatodea; Bacillidae. The coding region runs from base 343 to 1626 and encodes 427 amino acids. Gene Ontology annotation, molecular function: protein binding; ubiquitin protein ligase activity. Gene Ontology annotation, biological process: protein polyubiquitination; regulation of Toll signaling pathway. The transcript is spliced from 10 exons. The record is from RefSeq and is a predicted model, not a curated record.